AUGCAUGCUAGUCAAAAAUUUCAAGGUGCUAAACCACCUCGUAUUCCAACUCGAUCUGGUAUUGUUCAACAACCAACACAAGUUGCACCAAUUAAACGAUUAGCAAAUAAUACACCAGUAACAAAAACAAGAGCAUCAACUAUGGUUAAAUCACAAUCUGCAUACAAUAUACCAAGAACAUCUACUGUAACAGUCACUGCCCCAGUUGUUUCACAAAUGAAAAAAUCAAUUAGUGAACAAGAUCUUGUUAAUGUUGUACCUCGCACACAAAAAUCUCGAUUUGGUUUUGUUAAAAAAUCUGUUGAUUUAGCUGCUGUUCGAGAAGAUCCACCACAUGUAUCACCAGUAAAACCUGCUGCUUCAUCACGUAUUAGUGGUGCUUGGAAAAAAAAUGGUGAUGAUCUAGUUGAUGAACGUGAUCGACGUGAACUUAUUCUUACUCAAAAUGAACUUCUACAAAUCGUCUUUACCAAUCAAUUAUUUAAUGAAAUCAUUCAAUCAAAUCGACAACUUCAAACAGCUCGUUUCGGUAAAUUACAUCGUGCUGCAUAUCGAAUAAUUAAUGAUAUUAAUAAUUUACAAGAAACAAGAAAAAAAGCUGUUGUAGAUAAAAUUGUUGGAAAUAUUAUUAAAACAUUGGGUGAAACAUUAAGUAAAAUUGUUCGUUUAUUUAAUGAUUACGAUCAAAAACAACAAACACUUGAUAUUUGUCUUUCAAAUAAACUUGAUCGACUUCAUAUUCAAUCUGUGGUAAAUGAUAUAACAGAUGAAAAUAAAGAAAAUUGGAAUCGUACAUGUGAUCGUCUUAUUGAACUGAUUGAAGCAAAUGAAUUAGCACAAAUGAAUACAAUGGAUUUAGAAACUUAUUCAAAAUUAAUACAUGAACUUGAUUCAACUAUUGAUUCAUAUAAACAUACAAUUUCAAAAGGAAAAUAUAAUCAUUGGACUUUAUCCAUCGAUACAAUUACUAUAUAUUAUUUUCAUUUAUUUAUUCUCUAUGUAAUGGAGUUCAAUAAUAAUAUUACAUCAAAACGUUUUCGUUCUGAGAAUUCUUCUAUACAUUAUCAUUCUACUUUAUCCGACAAUCUUCUUUCUUGUCCUUUUUGUACAUUUAAUACAAAUUCUCAAGUUGAUUUUGAUUUUCAUAAUCAUAUUCAUCAUCAACAUAUAUGUUCUCAAUGUUUACAUGUAUUUCCUAAUUAUUUUCUUUUGGAUCUUCAUAUGGAUGAAGUACAUAAUACUUAUUCAAGAAUUCGAUCAUAUCGUUGUUUGAUUGAAUCAUGUUCAAAAAUAUUUUCUAAUAUUGAACAACGUUUUCAACAUAUCAAUGAUGAACAUCAUUCUACAAAAAAUCGUCAUUUAAAUGAUAUAUUUAUUUUAUUUUCAAAUCAAAAAAUGAAUGAAAUGAAAAACAAAGAACAAGACAAAAAAUUUGGUUGUGAUAGUCAAAAAACAUUUAUACGUAAUUCACGAUUACGGCCACGACAAUUUAUUGAUAUGAAUUGGGACGGUGAUGAAUAA
This is a messenger RNA of Rotaria sp. Silwood1, 1521 nucleotides long. The record is from the annotation of a GenBank genome assembly. Lineage: Eukaryota; Metazoa; Rotifera; Eurotatoria; Philodinida; Philodinidae.